UUUGCCAUUGUUUUUUCAUUUCUGUGGGUGCUAGUAUCAUAGAAGUCUCAGUGAAAAAAAUGCAUUUGUUAUCUUUCGCCGCGUUAUUUGUUGUUUUUAAUGCUGUGUUUGGGGCCUAUUCAGCUAUUCCUAGGUGCGAUCAUAAAUGUUGUAUUGAAAAAUGUAAAACAUGGUCAAUAUCAUGGUGGCAAAGAUUCUGUUUCAACGAGCAAAUUAAGAUAUGGUGCGAUCCAUACCAGUAUCUGAAGAUCAUUAAGGCACAGUAUGGAAAUAUCCCCUGUCGACCCAGUAAUUAUGAAUACAACGGAGUUCAAACUUGUGGACCUCUUGAUUCUGUCAUUUUGGCCCAUACCAGGCAGUACUGCGACUACCAAACUACAUGUUAUGGUUAUGCAAAUGGAAUGCUGAUGGCUAAGUCAUACUUGUUUAACCAUUCCUGUGGUCAGGGUAAAGCCUCCUUCUAUGUCAAAUAUGCUUGCAAAGCUAGAAAGAGUUUUUGUUCAAGUUUCUGUACCUGUAAAAAGACCCACGAUGACAGGUACUGCAAAAAAAAUUAUGCCAGUUUCUAGAUAAGUAAUGGUUGUUCAGCAUGGUUGACAGUGGAGUAUAUGCAUGUCAUAAUUGAUGAAAAUUGAUAAUCAAUAUAUACCUGAUUAUGAAUAAAUUAGUAUUAUAUAAUAUAUGUAAAUAUUAUAUAA
Molecule: messenger RNA, 698 nt
Organism: Mytilus trossulus (common blue mussel)
Lineage: Eukaryota; Metazoa; Mollusca; Bivalvia; Mytilida; Mytilidae
Exons: 5
Coding region: 60-569 (169 amino acids)
Source: RefSeq, a predicted model, not a curated record